Messenger RNA from Bacidia gigantensis, 3912 nucleotides. RefSeq lists its product as uncharacterized. Lineage: Eukaryota; Fungi; Ascomycota; Lecanoromycetes; Lecanorales; Ramalinaceae. Gene Ontology annotation, molecular function: protein binding; ADP binding. The record is from RefSeq and is a predicted model, not a curated record. The transcript has 7 exons. The coding region runs from base 1 to 3912 and encodes 1303 amino acids.
AUGUCAUUCGUCAACGUCGAUGGAUCUAUCGCCUGUAUUCUUCGAACUUGUCGACAAACCCUACUCAAGCUACGUCGUUACCUACAGCACCAGCUUCAUGAUCCUGAUCUUAUCUUGGAAUCCGCAAGAUGCAGUGACGCUGUUGGUCGUCUUUUGAUGUGGGACUCAGAGACCGGCGCUGGACUAGGUCGACUUGAUCACGGACUUCGAAAAUCCUCAAGACUUCGCGACGGAGUGUUAGAUCUAUUACGCGAAUUGGUAGCUGUUACUAAGGAAGCAAUUUCGUCCAUGAAUGGUAAGGAAAAAGCUGACGGAGGAGAUGCCGCUCAGGCACAUGAACCCUCACCAACACUCAACAAAAUUCAAUCGAUUUCAUUGGAGCUUGGAAGUAGUCUGUCAGCAAGCACAGCUGAUCUGUCUUCACCACUUCAUGAAGCGAUAUCUGAAUUAAACAGCAUUCUGGAUUGCCUCUUGAGACAGGUUCCAGCUUUACAAGACCCAACCCCUCAUGACUCAAGAACAAGGAAUACGUAUGAAGGCGCAUACUUCUUUGAUCUAACUCACAUCACGAACAAAUUUCCUAAUGCAAACGAAGAACUAUUGAAACACCUAGGAGUCGCGAAUUGGAAGCGUAGGCAGGAGCUUAUAUUUCUGCGAGCACAAAUUGAAGAAGCAGAAGAAGCCAAGGCAGAAGCAGUGACCCCUUGGUCAGCUCUGAAAGCUGGUCAAUCGGGCAUGAGCAAAGAAACCCAAAUCUAUACUGCUUCAGAAGCUGGGACUACAGCUUCGCAGUAUAGCACUGUCGAAAGUAUUGGUCUGCAGAGUUGUACGACGGGCCAUGCAUCGACAUUUUCAAGGAGAGCCUCUAUGGAAACGGUGACAACCUCGAUGUCUGGUGCCUCCGUAUACAAGGAUCCAUCUCUUGAUCUAGAUGAAGCAGUCGAUACUCCCCGCUUGAAUUUACCUCGCCCGCCAGCGCCAAAUUCCAACUUCGAAGGCAAAAGAUUUAAAUCGAAGACAUACGGCUCCAAAAACGACUGGAUACAGCACGAAAUUGAAGUGCAUCGAACUGAGAAGAGGUGGUUUUGCAAGCCAUGUGAUAAAGAGCUUGUUUCCAGACAAGCCUUUGAUGAACACAUGCGAGAAAAGCACACUGAAUUCAGCAAGAUACCCCAAUUAGAUGUUUUUGCAGAAAUCUGCCAAAAGACCUCCGCCAAACUGGAGUAUCGAACAGAAUGUCCUUUGUGUCUACAGGGGAAUCGUAGCGAAAAAAGACUACGAAGGCAUCUAGCAGAUCACCUCGAGCAAAUUGCCCUCUUCGCCGCGCUCCGAGACAAAUCGCGACUUGAGGAUGAUGAUACUCUCGACUUGAUAGACGAUUCAGAAUCGGAUGAAAAUGUUGAUGUCAGCCUCAGGGAAAGUAUAGACAGUCUGAGUAUAGGAUCGGAUAGAGACAAUGAUUUCGAUCUCAUGGAGGAUUCAGGAUCGGAUGGAAAUACACUAGCGGAGAGUGUUGUGCUCGACACACAAGAUGACUCAAAAGAUCAAAUGGAGACACGUCAAGCCGCCAUAGAAAGAUAUCUCGGCGACCAAGUGGAAGCGAAAGUAGGCAGUAUUGGUCAAGGACUUCAAGAAACUUCUACGACGGGACAAGUGUGUUUUCCCGUGAUGACCAUGGUGCAUCCACCAAACGAGUAUUUCUUCGGACGUGAUCAGGCUCUGGAACAAUUGCAUCAGAAUCUGUCGAAUAUCGGUGAUAUCUGCGUCAUUCACGGGGCGGGUGGUAUCGGGAAGACCCUGACUACUGUCGAGUAUGUAUAUCGUUACAAAGAUGAAUACGAAUGCAUCUUCUGGCUUCAAGCCGACACUUCGCCUGGUCUGGCAGAAUGUUACGCUGAUAUCGCGCGUGAACUCAAACUCGUUGAAGGAAACCAGGAUCAGUCUCAAAUUAUUGAACUGAGCAGACACUGGCUGGACACUAGCGGACGUCGGUGGCUGCUCAUAUUCGACAACGUUGAGGUUUGGAAUUACGUAAUCUCGUAUCUGCCGCAAGGUUUCUUUCAUAGUCGAGGCUCUAUCAUUGUUACCACCCGGAGUUCCGACUUCGCCACAAGAGUCAAUCACAACUUACCACUUCAAACUUUUGCAAUUGAGGAAGGAUCAAUCACCCUACUCCAGUAUCUCAACCGCCCAAAUCCCAAAAGUGACCCCGACCACCCCGUAGCUCAAGAAAUAUCUGGCCUUGUCGGCGGAUUACCUGUGGCCCUUUCUCACGUCGCAGGUCUUGCAGCAUACUCAGAAUGUACAUUGUCUGAGCUCCUAGAAAUUUUCAAGCAAAGGCGUAAACAUACUGAAGCCGCGAUGAGUGAGGACGAUGACCUUCCGGCCUCGUUUCGACAAGCAUCCUACAGUUAUGAUGAGACGCUUACCAUGGUGUGGAAUGUCACUUUGAGAGAAUUACCUAUCGACCCCCGAGACAUGAUAUACAUUCUAGCGUACUUGAGUUGUGAGGCCAUUCCAGAAUCCAUGCUCUUUGGCGUUCAUCAAGAAGAUAUCCUCGAUUUGUUCGAUUCUAGGGAGCCAAUUCGAUAUACGAGGAUGAAGAGAACCCUUAUCAAGCGUCGUCUGAUACAGACCAGAAAUAUUGACGGCGAAGCCUGCCUCUCUCUGCAUCGAUCGUUACAGCGCAGCAUCCAGGACACCAUACUUAAAGAUACCAAUAAUGCGCAACUGGUUUUUGAUCAGGCUCUUGUCCUCGUUCGCAAAGCUUUUCCUGCUCCGUCACCCACUCAAGCCCCUGACCCGAUGAGCUGGUGUGGACAACAGCGGCUGCUUCCCCACGUCAGGAGUCUUCUGAACGUUUUUAUAGAGGGAAAAGAUACGAUCCGCGGAUCGAAAAGGUUCGCUAAAUUACUCUCUGAUGCCGGAAUCAACCAAUGGGCUCACGGAUUUACUCGAGACGGCCUUUCACUACUCACGACUGCAGAACGAGUACUACAGUCCGUGCGUACAGACUCUUCGAACCUACAAGCCGAUAUCCUCUCACUCGUAGCUCUGAUGCAAGAUAACAUGGGUAUCUCCACCCGAGCAGAGAGUCUUCGCCGUCGUGAGCUAGCUCUCAAGAUUCGAAGGAAGUAUGUCGAAGGUCUUUCCCAGGCGAAUCAAGUUGAAGAAACACUUCUAUACAAUUCUUCGCUCGACUACGGUAUCUCUUUGCUCCAGUACAACAAAUAUCAAGAAGUCGAAUCAAUCCUGGACAGAUGCCUCGAGAAGUAUCGUCAAUGGGGCACACCAGAUGAUAUUCCCUACGAAUAUGCCAAAUAUGGUCACAAAAUGGGACUGAUCCGAAUGUACCAAGGACGAUACGAAGAAGCCUUGGAGCUUUGCCGAGAUGGUGUUCAGCAGAUGGAAAAGACAGGCAACGAUUCCCUCAUGCUUCGCUUCAAGUUCGAUCUUGCCUGCAUCCAUCUGCAAAAAGGGGACAUUAAAAAAUCUCUGGCAAUCCACAAGGAAGUUUUAAAUCAACGCCUUCCCGUAUGUGGUAAAUCCAACGAAAACACACUCCAGAGCUACUACGCCAUCGGCGCACUUGAAGAGAUCCGUGGCAAUUAUGCAGAAGCCGAGGCCAAUUUCCGGCACGCGCUUGAUAGACGGCGGACAGCGUUCUGGUCCACCGAAGCGAUCGCACGUACGCAAUACCAUUUGGCUAAAGUUCUUUGGGCUCAAGGGAAAGAUAAUGAAAGAGCUACCAAGAACUAUGAGGAGGCAAAAGAGACACUGAACGAGUUACUUCCUUUAGAUUUCCCCGACAACCUGAAAGAUGUGCAAGACGAAGAGGUGCUAUUCGAUCACCUGUUGACUGUUUAUGGGGCUCGGUUCACGGGAACGAAAUUGUUGGAGGUUGUACGCUAG